Molecule: messenger RNA, 597 nt
Organism: Pocillopora verrucosa
Lineage: Eukaryota; Metazoa; Cnidaria; Anthozoa; Scleractinia; Pocilloporidae
Source: RefSeq, a predicted model, not a curated record
AUGGUGGACUCAAAGUACUUAUUUCGAGAUGUGGUCAUUGGUUGGCCAGGCAGCGUCCAUGACGCAAGAGUGCUUUCUAAUUCAGAAAUUUAUAAUCGUGGAUGUAACGGAGAUCUUUUUGAUCCCAAUAUCAAAGAAACAAUACUCGGUAUUGAUAUUGCUCCUGUUAUUCUUGGCGACCCUGCUUACCCUCUUUUGGACUGGCUAAUAAAAGCUUACCCAGAAAAUCAAAACACACCCAACUGGCAGAGGCACUUUAAUUAUAGGCUUAGCAGAGCACGUAUGACUGUAGAGGACACAUUUGGUAGAUGGAAAGGACGUUUUCGACGAGUUCUUAAGCGUGUUGAUAUGGCUGUUGACUCCACAUGUUACCUUGUGGUUGCUUCAUGCAUCCUUCAUAAAAUCUGUGAAUUAAAGAGGGAUGCCUUUUUAGAAGAAUGGCUCGAGGAUAUACAGAAUGCUGUUGAACAGCCCGACAUCAUCCCAUUGGCAAUUAUCGAAAGACAGACUGAAACAGAUGCCGCCAACAUUCGAGAUGCCCUUGCACUAUUCUUUAAGACACCAGAGGGCCGACAUAUUGGAAGGGGUGGUGAAUGA